Molecule: messenger RNA, 813 nt
Organism: Metarhizium album ARSEF 1941
Lineage: Eukaryota; Fungi; Ascomycota; Sordariomycetes; Hypocreales; Clavicipitaceae
Exons: 3
Coding region: 1-813 (270 amino acids)
Source: RefSeq, a predicted model, not a curated record
AUGGGUCUCGAAUUUGACCCGGAUCUGGUGCCUCGCAACAAGCUCGGCUUGCACUGCGCUCAGAUUCUCUUAGCGCUUGUCGGAUGGUGCAUGGAAAUUGCUGUAUUUACGGGGAAGGAUGCGAAGGUUGUGGGCAACAACGGAUGGACAUUUGGAGUGUUCUUUCUCUCAAUCCCAGCAUGGCUCUAUCUCAUCAUGACGCCUCGGUUUGCACGUGCCCGAAAGUUUGCCGAGCCUCACGCUAUGCUGGCAGUCGACAUCGUCUUCACAAUCAUCUGGUUGUCAGCUUUUGCUACACAGGCGACGUACAAUUCAGCAGGCCUCUGCGGGCAGGUGUGCAACGUGAGUAAGGGUGUCGUUGCUCUGGGAGUAUUCGUCUGCCUCUUGUUUGGUGCUACCUCGUUCAUCAGUGCCUAUACGCUCACGUACUGGAGGUUCCACGGCAGUCUUCCUGGAUACGACAAGCGAAAGCUUCGCGGCGGUGACAACAGCAUUGAUCCCGACAAGGCCGCAUUCUCCAUGGCUCCCCACGAUGAAAAAGCCUACGAGCGAGUGAAUGUGGAUGACCACGAGAAUACUAGCUACUCCGAAUCUGGACGCUACGGCCACGCAAAUCCCCAUGGCCAGGAAAACGACGAUCGUUAUGGUGCCCUUCCUCCUGGCAGACAUGAGCUGUUUAACCAGGACACUGAGUAUGGCUCUGGCAGGGCCAGUGUGCCUCCCACAGAUCACCCUUACGGCGGCUCGCAGAUUAGUUAUGACGACGAGCCUGUCAAAUUUCCUGCCGGUAAUUACGACCGUGUGGAUCGGUAA